Messenger RNA from Dendrobium catenatum, 504 nucleotides. RefSeq lists its product as uncharacterized. Bases 24 to 479 code for a protein of 151 amino acids. Lineage: Eukaryota; Viridiplantae; Streptophyta; Magnoliopsida; Asparagales; Orchidaceae. The record is from RefSeq and is a predicted model, not a curated record. The transcript has 3 exons.
GAGGAGCGACCCGUCUCAGGAACAUGUUCACGGAUAUUAGAAAGUCCGGGCAGCGUCCUAAUUGGAUUGGAGAGGGCGUUUGGGCUGAUUUGAGUAGUGCUUUGGUGACCCCUGAGUUUGUAAAAAUGAGAGAGCAGAAUAAACAGAACAGAGCCUCUAACUGUAGAGAUUUAGGAAGCUCUCUUCAUACUGGUAGAUCGGUACCUCAUACGGAACAUAGACGGCGACUGAAAGAGUCCCUUGGUCGAGAGCCAACACCACUGGAGUUGCAUACAAGAACUCAUCAACAUCAAGCUGAUCAUCAGUGGGUUGAUGAAAAGGCUAAGAAGGCUCAUGAUGAUUUUGUACGGGCUCGAGAAAGCCGCCAUUCCACUGGCGAGGGAUCAUCUUCAGGAUCAGCCCACACUUCUGAGUAUCAUACUUGGUCUGAUGUUGUAGGUGGAAGACAGAAGGGGAGGAUAUAUGGCUUGAGUUCAUAGGGCUAUGCGUAUGAGGGCAGUUCAU